AUGGAGUCGUCCCUGACUGUUGCAGAAGUAUGGAGGGCUAGGAGUGAAUCCAGCCCCUCGCCACAACGGCCAUCCCGUGACACCAUGGGAUUUAGCCACAUCAAGCGAGCCUUCCUCUCCGAUCUUGUUCAGGGAGAGGAACAGAGUGAGAAUGCAAUGCAGGUUCUGCUCAUCGCACAAGGUUUGGCCAAAGUGGUGCCCUCACCAGAAGCCCACAUCCCUUCGGAUGAUGAUGAUGGUGAUGAUGAUGAUGAUGAUGUUGUUGCGAGUGAUGUUGAGUCUGCAGACAUCAUUGAGGAUGCUGUGGUUUUGCCUCGUUCGGAAGUCAUUGUGCCGCCAGAGCGAGACUGGCGGUGGUGGGGCAUCCAACGCUACAGUGCCGUUGCCGUGAGUGCGUUGAGUGGUGCUGCUAUAGCGAGUUCUAUGAAACGUGGCCUGGGCCCCAUAAUCCGUGUCUUGGGCAGUGGGCUGCUCGUCACCCAGCUGCUAUGUUCCUUUGGAUACGCAGAUGUUUACUGGAAGUGUCUCCUGAAGGAUAUCUGGAGGAUAGGGGAACGUAGGCCUGAGAACGGUCUCUUUGCUGCGGUGUUUGACAUCGUCGCAGGCUCCUUUGGAAGGAAAUUAGCGCUGUUGUGUGGAUUUGCCGGAGGAUUGUUUAUCUCUUAG
Trypanosoma grayi is the source of this 666-nucleotide messenger RNA. RefSeq lists its product as hypothetical. The record is from RefSeq and is a predicted model, not a curated record. NCBI's taxonomy places the organism in Eukaryota, Euglenozoa, Kinetoplastea, Trypanosomatida, Trypanosomatidae. The transcript has a single exon. Bases 1 to 666 code for a protein of 221 amino acids.